Orycteropus afer afer is the source of this 2690-nucleotide messenger RNA. RefSeq names its product ring finger protein 43 (gene RNF43). NCBI's taxonomy places the organism in Eukaryota, Metazoa, Chordata, Mammalia, Tubulidentata, Orycteropodidae. Gene Ontology annotation, biological process: ubiquitin-dependent protein catabolic process; Wnt receptor catabolic process. The record is from RefSeq and is a predicted model, not a curated record. Gene Ontology annotation, molecular function: ubiquitin protein ligase activity; frizzled binding.
UCUCGGCUCCAUCAGGAAUGCCACCUGUUCUUGGGAAUAUACUUUAGAAAAAGGGCCAAAACUACGACUAGGCUUUCCAAAUCUGAAGCAUAAAUUCACUUUUCCUCCGUUUGUCUGGAUCUGGGAACCUGCGUUUGGUGUUAGCUAGUGGAAGCAGUAUGUAUGGCCGAAGUGCUUUGCUGCAGCUGGUAGCAUGAGUGGUGGCCACCAGCUGCAGCUGGCUGCCCUCUGGCCCUGGCUGCUGAUGGCUACCCUGCAGGCAGGCUUUGGACGCACAGGACUGGUACCGGCAGCAGCAGUGGAGUCUGAAAGAUCAGAGCAGAAAGCUAUCAUCAGAGUGAUCCCCUUGAAAAUGGAUCCCACAGGAAAGCUGAAUCUCACUUUGGAGGGUGUGUUUGCUGGUGUUGCUGAAAUCACUCCAGCAGAAGGAAAAUUAAUGCAGUCCCACCCCCUGUACCUGUGCAAUGCCAGUGAUGAUGACAACCUGGAGCCCGGAUUCAUCAGCAUCGUCAAGCUCGAAAGUCCCCGACGGGCCCCUCGCCCCUGCCUGUCACUGGCUAGCAAGGCCCGUAUGGCAGGUGAGCGAGGAGCCAGCGCUGUCCUCUUUGAUAUCACCGAGGAUCGAGCUGCUGCUGAGCAGCUGCAGCAGCCCCUAGGGCUGACUUGGCCAGUGGUGUUGAUCUGGGGCCAUGAUGCUGAGAAGCUGAUGGAGUUUGUGUAUAAGAACCGAAAGGCCCACGUGAGGAUUGAGCUGAAGGAGCCCCCAGCAUGGCCAGACUAUGAUGUGUGGAUCCUCCUGACUGUGGUGGGCACCAUCUUUGUGGUCAUCCUGGCUUCAGUGCUUCGUAUCCGGUGCCGCCCCCGCCGCAGCAGGCCGGAGCCUCUUCAGCAGCGAACAGCCUGGGCCAUCAACCAGCUGGCCACCAGGAGGUACAGGGCCAGCUGCAGGAGGGCCCGGGCUGAAUGGCCAGACUCAGGUAGCACCUGCAGUUCAGCCCCCAUGUGUGCCAUCUGCUUGGAGGAGUUUUCUGAGGGGCAGGAGCUGCGGGUCAUUUCCUGCCUCCAUGAGUUCCACCGUACCUGUGUGGACCCCUGGCUACAUCAGCAUCGGACUUGCCCUCUCUGCAUGUUCAACAUCGUAGAGGGUGACACAUUUUCCCAGUCCUUGGGACCCUCUAGAACUUACCAGGAACCAGGCCGCAGACUCCACCUCAUUCGCCAGCAUCCUGGUCACGCUCACUAUCACUUCCCUGCUGCCUAUCUGCUGGGCCCUUCUCAGAGCUCAGUGGCUCGGCCCCCAAGACCUGGUCCCUUCCUCCCAUCCCAGGGGCCAGUCUUGGGUCCUCGGCACCCCCGCCUCCCCAGAGUGGCACCUCCCCGGCCUCCGGGUGAGCAGCAGCGCCUAGCAAUGGCCCAGCUUCCCUAUGCGCAGGGUUGGGGGCUGAGCCGGCUCAGAUGUACCUCACAGCAACCUGCUGCAUGCCCAGUGCCCCCACGCCGAACCAGGCCUCAUGACAGCAGCGGGUCUGGGGAGAGCUACUGCACUGAACGCAGCGGCUACCUGGCAGAUGGGCCAGGCAGUGACUCCAGCUCAGGGCCCUGUCAUGGCUCAUCCAGUGACUCGGUAGUCAACUGCACAGACAUCAGCCUGCAAGGCAUCCACGGCAGCAGUUCCACCUUCCGCAGCUCCCUCAGCAGUGACUUUGACCCCUUGGUCUACUGCAGCCCUGAAGGGGAGGUCCAAGGGGAGGAGACACAUGUUAGUGUGGCCUCUCGUCCCAGGUCCUUGGACUCGGUGGUGCCCACAGGGGAAAACCAGGUCACCAGCCACAUCCACUACCACCGCCACCGGCACCACCACUACAAAAAGCGGUUCCAGUGGCAUGGCAGGAAGUCUGGCCCAGAAACUGGGGCCCCCCAGUCCAGGCCUGGUGUUCCUCGGACACAUCUCCAGCUGGAGCCACCUUCUGGUGAGCAAGCCACCAGAUCCAACUCACCAGCUCCCUCAGGGCAGCUCCCUAACCCACAGAGGCCUAAGGCUCUCACAGAGCCAGCCCUUGGCCCAGCUGAAGCCUCCAGCCCCAACCCCAUUGCCAGCAGCCUUUUCAACAUACAGAAAUCCAGCCUUUCUGCCCGACACCCACAGAGGAAACGGCGAGGGGGUCCCUCAGAGUCCACCCCAAUCUCUCGGCCCCAGGACUUGACUAUGCACCCACCUUGCCCAGUGUUUCCCCACUAUGGCCCCAGUCUGGCAUACCCUUGGUCCCCAGAGGCCCACUCAUUGAUCUUCGGACCUUCGGGCCUACAUAGGAGGCUUCUACCAGAAACAUCGGACUCCUGUUACUCAAGGUCACAGCCAGUAUGGUUGUGUCUGACGCCACGCCGGCCCCUGGGGCCACACCCGCCUGAGGAGGGGCCUUCCGAAUGGAGUCCUGGCACCACAGAGGGCAGACCAUGCCCUUACCCACACUGCCAGGUGCUGCCAGCCCAGCCUGGCUCAGAGGAGGAGCUUGAGGAGCUGUGUGAGCAGGCCGUGUGAGAUGUUCAGACUUGGCUUCAACCAAAACUGUGCUCCGGAUGACUCAGGGUGCUACCAGCAGAAUCCUGCUCCUGGGAGAAGAAAGGACCUCGGCAAACAUCCCUUUGUGCCAUGCUUCCUGGAGCCAGUGGAAGAGAAGUGGUUAUGGUGG